Camellia sinensis is the source of this 4798-nucleotide messenger RNA. NCBI's taxonomy places the organism in Eukaryota, Viridiplantae, Streptophyta, Magnoliopsida, Ericales, Theaceae. The record is from RefSeq and is a predicted model, not a curated record.
AUUGAGUGCUCUAUAAUAUGUAUACUCACUUUAAUUAAUUUACUAUAUUUAGAACAAAAACCAGAGUUAAACCCAAUGCCAAAAGGUAGGUUAUUUGGUUUUGGCAUUGGGUGAGAAAAUACUUCAUACACAGAAGGAAAAAAUGUACUACUUUUUAUUUAUAUACGUAUAUUUUUAUUUUACUUCUUGUUAUAUUUUCUGUGUUAAAUCUCUACUAGGGUAUGCGAAGUUUUCACAAUAAAUGCUGUUUCGGGAAUUAUCACUGUGUAUGAUCUGGCUGGUAAAAAUAAGAACAAAAUCUAAUUUGGUGGAAAUUCAUCGACGGUGUCUCUCUCUACAGUCCUCAUUUCUCAAAUAGGGCAACCAAUCGUAUCUCUCUUUUUAAUCUGAAUUCUAUCUAUGUAUCUGUAUACAGUUCUCAUUUCUCAAAUAGGGUAAGCAAUCGUAUCUCUCUUAUUAAUCUGAAUUCUAUCUAUGCAUCUGUAUAUCUAUGUACAGUCUUUGAUUUGUACUUUGCAUGGAAGUGAUUUUAAUCAUUAAGUGUGUUUUUUAGAUUUGCAUUGAUGAUGAUAAGGGCUUUCUAGGGUUUGGUCUGAUAUACUGAAUUUGGGUACUGUAGAUGUGAAAUCUCGAGUUUUCCAGAUUCUGAUUGAUGGGUUUGGUUAAUUUUGCUCUUUGCAAGUAAGAUUGAGUAGUUAACACUUGAGCAUUUUCUGCUUUCUUGAGUUUUGGAUUCCAUUCUGGUUUGUUCAGUCCAUACAAUGUAUCUCAUGACAAAGUUUUCUAUUAGUGGUUGAAGAGACAGAGGGUUUUUAUAUUAUCAUUUUCUCUGUAUUUGUUUCAUGAUCACUGAAAUUGGAUAGGAAUGACUAAUGCGGAUGGUGUGCCAACUACUGUUCCUUGUGCUUUUCAGAAGAUCGGUAUUUUUAGUUAGUCCAUUUUCAUAACAGUUGGUCAUUAAUGCAGAUGGUGAUCAAAGUACUGUGUUUUGAAUUUCUUAUCACCAAUUUAUUCGUGUUUUUCAAAGUUCGGUAUUUAGUUGGUUUGUUUUCAUAACGGUUGGUCAUUAAGAAGGUUUUUGGCAUUCUAGUUAGUCAAUUACAUGAUUACCUUUUUAAUUUUGUCGGUUGUUCAUUAAGAAUUUUUCGGCAUGAGGAUAGAUACAAAUCUAUGGGUUUCGUAAAUAGAAACAUGCAUUUAAUUGUGUUUCAUUUGAUUGUUAUGGUUAUGACUAACAAAAAUGACCUGAUUAUGCGCCAAUAAUGUUUUGAUCAAAUAGUGUUCUGUGAUUUCUUACCACCUAUUAAUCUGGGGAUUUUUAAAGUUCGGUAUUCUAGUUAAUCGAUUAUGAUCAUUAUCUUUAUAGUUUUGUCGUUUGCUCAUUACAAGGAGAGAUGAACCUUUGGAUUUGGUAAAUAGAAAGAUGUAUUUAUUUGUUAUUUGAUUUUAUCGUUGUGAUUAUGAGACUAACAAUGACCUAAUUAUAUGCUGAUAACUUCUUGUCGUUAUUCUCCUUUUUUGCCAAAAGUGGGUUUUUAUUGUCAAUUCAUUAUUGUGGUGUAUUAGUGCUUGCACACAGACAGAAGCAGCUCGAGUGCCAAGAAAAUAAGACUUUGCCUAAGGCCUUGCACAGUAAGAGGCCCCACUUUUAUGUCUUUUAAUAUUAUAAAAAUAAAUUGCGAUCACACUAAUAGUUAAAAAAGUAAGGAAAGCUUUCUUAAUCUUCAAUGUUUUCUAAAAGAUUAUAUUGUUGGUUUAAAUUGGUUUUGGGAAUUGAAAGUUCUAAACUUUAACUUAAUUAGUAUUUUUGCAUUUCAACAUAAAAGAAAUGUAUUUCAAAAAAAAUAUAAAAAGGCCUCAUUUAAGUUUUUUAUGCCUUAGGUGAACAAACUUGAGCCACCUCUGCACACGGGAGGAACAUAAGAAUUACACAAGAAACAGAGAGUGCAAAACAUUGAAGAAAUGGAGUGUAAUAAGAAUGAUGCUGCGAGAGCUAAAGAAAUUGCAGAGCAGAAGUUGAAAGAGAGAGACUUUGCUGGAGCCAAAAAAUUUGCUUUGAAAGCUCAAAAAUUGUUUCCCCUGCUUGAGGGUCUUCCUCAAUUCAUGGCAACCCUUGAUGUGUACAUUUCUGCUGAGAAAAAGAUAAACGGUGAAGUAGACUGGUAUGGGGUUCUAGGCGUGAAUCCCUUGGCUGAUAAUGAAACGUUGAGGAGACACUACAGGAAAUUGUAUCGCAGUCUUCACCCUGACAAGUCAGUGGGGGUUAAAGGGGCCUUCAAAAUUAUCGCUGAAGCAUUGAGUUUGUUGUCUGAUAAGGCUAAGAGAGAAGCAUAUGAUCAGAAACGGAAUCUAAGCGGUAUAACUGGGAAUUCAUCAACACCAACCAACAAUGAUGAUUCCAGUGUAAAGGAUCAGAAGAGUGCUGCUAGUCCCCGACUUAUUCCAAUUGCACCCCGUCCAUCAAAACCAAACACAUUUUGGACUGCAUGCAACCGAUGUAAGAUCCAAUAUGAGCAUUUAAGAGAUUACCUCAAUCAAAAAGUUCGCUGUCCAAACUGUCAUGAACCCUGUUAUGCUGUUGAGAUGCCUGCCCCACCCAAAAAUGGUCCGAAUCCAACCACCUCAUGGCCCUUCUACCAGCAGCAGCAGCAGCAAAAUGUAAACCGUCAUAUGACAAACAACACAUCUGCUUCAAAUAUGUUAAAACUGGGGUCUGCAGGCGUUGGUUCAAUCAAAAGUCCAAACAUUGCUUCUAUGAAAAUGAGUGCCAGGUUAGCUUCCAAUGCUGGUUCCACUUCUGGACCUAUGAAAAAGAGUCGCAUUCAGGUGAAUGUUACUGGAAGAGAGAUGCUUAAUCAAAUGGCAAUGCCUAAUCAGAAGGUUUGCUUGGGAACAGCAAGCCUUAACACUUCAGGAACUGUUAAGAAUAACAGUGUACAGGAGAUGUCACAGUUAGAAAUUCGCAAUUUGCUGAUAGCAAAGUCGCAGAUGGAGAUCAGGAAGAAGCUCAAUGAAUGGAACAAGAAAACUGCAUUGGAGGCUUCAAUUAAAGAGAGUAAGAAGAUGGUAAAGGAAAAACCAAAUGGUGGGAAGAAAGAUGGAAAUAAAAAUGCUGCAUUUGUGGACACUAAUAAUUCAGUACAGCCCAGAAAUUCUUCCCUUGUCACUUCUAAUAUUGAUUUCAAUGAAAAGGCUGCUGAAACCAAGUCAAUGAGUGUUCUAGAUCCAGAUUUUUAUGAGUUUGAUAAGGAUCGGGCAGAGGAAUCCUUCGGUGAAAACCAAGUUUGGGCUGCCUAUGAUGAUGAUGAUGGCAUGCCUCGGUAUUAUGCUUUAAUUCAUAAUUUGAUAUCUACGAAGCCCUUCGAGGUGCAGAUUAGUUGGCUGAACUCUAAAAGUAAUGCUGAACUGGGCCCUCUAAAUUGGAUUGGAUCUGGCUUUUCCAAGACUAGUGGGGAUUUCAGGGUAGGCAAGCAUGUAAUCUUUAGCAAUCUCAAUUCCUUCUCGCACAGGGUCAAGUGGAUGAAAGGCAAAAGAGGGGUCAUUCAAAUUUUUCCCAGAAAGGGAGACAUUUGGGCUCUUUACAGUAACUGGUCUCCCGAUUGGAAUGUUCUUACACCAAAUGAGGUGAUACACAAAUAUGAUGUGGUAGAAGUGCUUGAAGAUUAUAACAAGGAGCGAGGUGUAGUUGUAGCUCCACUAGUUAAAGUUGCUGGCUUCAAGUCAGUGUUUCACCAAAAUUUGGACCUGCGAGAAGUGAAGACAAUUCCAAGAGAGGAAAUGUUUCGUUUCUCUCAUCAGGUCCCUUCUUACAUGCUCACAGAUCAAGAAGCUAAAAAUGCUCCCAAGGGUUGCCGGGAGCUUGACACUGCAGCUAUACCUUCAGAACUUCUCAAGGUCAUUGCAGAAGCCAAGGAGGUAGAAACAGUGGAGAAAGCUAAAAAGGCUACCAAAGAGGAUGAUGGGGUGGAGAGUUUCGGAAAAGCUAAGGAAGACUUGGAUUUGGAGGAGAGUGGCAAAAGCACUGCACAGGAAGGGAUGAUUGAAGAUUUCAAAAAUAUCGACACAAAAGCAAAGUCAAGCAAUGCAAAGGAAUCCGAGGAAGAAGAGAUUGUGAAGGAUACCAAUGAAGGACGAAGCCAAGGAACAAACAAAGCUAAGAGAGGGUGAAAAAUACCAAGGAAGCCAAGGAAUAAACAAGGCUGCUUUGUGGUAAGUAAUCACCAGUUCCGGUUUUCUUUUAAUCUACAAUGGUUGGGUAGAAUAGAAUUAGAAAUCUGAAAAUCACCCACAUUAGGUAGUUGUAAGAUUCUAUGCUCUCUUUUCUUUUCUUUUCUUUUUUUCCUCUUUUUUUUUUUUUUUUCCCUUUUUCUUUUCAAUCUCGGCAGUCAAACAAUGUUUUUCCCAAAGCCCUUAACAAUACUGAAACUGAUCCAGCAGUGUUCGCAGUCACUGCUUUAUAGUUUUGGAGACCCUACAGUUUUCUUUUGAAGUCACGACUCUUUUCUACUAGUUAAAAGACAGUUUGGAAGGGGUACUUACAUGGCAUACAGAGUUUGUGGAAGCUUAACAGCUGAAUCUUUGUUAAGCUUAGCCCAUGCAGUAUGUAAUACCUUAUUUGCUUGAUUUGUGUUCUGAUACUCCGCCUGAUUUGCUUGGUUGCUGAAUAUUUGUGUUUCUAAGUGGUCCUGUCCUGUGACCAUCAAGGAAUGGCUUUGGAUGUUCAAACUGACCAUACAAUAUGAGGGCUUUUCGGCUGGUCACUAUUUGUGUUGUAAGACAGAGAAGGUUCAUAGGUAUA